CCCAGAGCAGACCCGGAUUUCGCUCUUGCGGUCGCUGGGGUUUUAGCAUUGGCUGAUCAGUUCGAUCCGAUCCGGCUGCGAAGGCGAGAUGGCGUUCGCGGUUUCUGGGGCGGUGCUCGGUGGGGCCGUAAGGGCUCCCCGACUCACCGGCGGCGGGGAGGGUAGUCUAGUCUUCCGGCACACCGGCCUCUUCUUAACUCGGGGUGCUCGAGUUGGAUGUUCGGGGACGCACGGGGCCAUGCGCGCGGCGGCCGCGGCCAGGAAGGCGGUCAUGGUUCCUGAGGGCGAGAAUGAUGGCCUCGCAUCAAGGGCUGACUCGGCUCAAUUCCAGUCGGAUGAACUGGAGGUACCAGACAUUUCUGAAGAGACAACGUGCGGUGCUGGUGUGGCUGAUGCUCAAGCCUUGAACAGAGUUCGAGUGGUCCCCCCACCAAGCGAUGGACAAAAAAUAUUCCAGAUUGACCCCAUGUUGCAAGGCUAUAAGUACCAUCUUGAGUAUCGGUACAGCCUCUAUAGAAGAAUCCGUUCAGACAUUGAUGAACAUGAAGGAGGCUUGGAAGCCUUCUCCCGUAGUUAUGAGAAGUUUGGAUUUAAUCGCAGCGCGGAAGGUAUCACAUAUCGAGAAUGGGCUCCUGGAGCAUUUUCUGCAGCAUUGGUGGGUGACUUCAACAACUGGGAUCCAAAUGCAGAUCGUAUGAGCAAAAAUGAGUUUGGUGUUUGGGAAAUUUUUCUGCCUAACAAUGCAGAUGGUACAUCACCUAUUCCUCAUGGAUCUCGUGUAAAGGUGAGAAUGGAUACUCCAUCAGGGAUAAAGGAUUCAAUUCCAGCCUGGAUCAAGUACUCAGUGCAGGCCCCAGGAGAAAUACCAUAUGAUGGGAUUUAUUAUGAUCCUCCUGAAGAGGUAAAGUAUGUGUUCAGGCAUGCGCAACCUAAACGACCAAAAUCAUUGCGGAUAUAUGAAACACAUGUCGGAAUGAGUAGCCCGGAACCGAAGAUAAACACAUAUGUAAACUUUAGGGAUGAAGUCCUCCCAAGAAUAAAAAAACUUGGAUACAAUGCAGUGCAAAUAAUGGCAAUCCAAGAGCACUCAUAUUAUGGAAGCUUUGGAUACCAUGUAACUAAUUUUUUUGCGCCAAGUAGUCGUUUUGGUACCCCAGAAGAAUUGAAGUCUUUGAUUGAUAGAGCACAUGAGCUUGGUUUGCUAGUUCUCAUGGAUGUGGUUCAUAGUCAUGCGUCAAGUAAUACUCUGGAUGGGUUGAAUGGUUUUGAUGGUACAGAUACACAUUACUUUCACAGUGGUCCACGUGGCCAUCACUGGAUGUGGGAUUCUCGCCUAUUUAACUAUGGGAACUGGGAAGUUUUAAGAUUUCUUCUCUCCAAUGCUAGAUGGUGGCUCGAGGAAUAUAAGUUUGAUGGUUUCCGUUUUGAUGGUGUGACCUCCAUGAUGUACACUCAUCACGGAUUACAAGUAACAUUUACGGGGAACUUCAAUGAGUAUUUUGGCUUUGCCACCGAUGUAGAUGCAGUGGUUUACUUGAUGCUGGUAAAUGAUCUAAUUCAUGGACUUUAUCCUGAGGCUGUAACCAUUGGUGAAGAUGUUAGUGGAAUGCCUACAUUUGCCCUUCCUGUUCACGAUGGUGGGGUAGGUUUUGACUAUCGGAUGCAUAUGGCUGUGGCUGACAAAUGGAUUGACCUUCUCAAGCAAAGUGAUGAAACUUGGAAGAUGGGUGAUAUUGUGCACACACUGACAAAUAGGAGGUGGUUAGAGAAGUGUGUAACUUAUGCUGAAAGUCAUGAUCAAGCAUUAGUCGGCGACAAGACUAUUGCGUUUUGGUUGAUGGACAAGGAUAUGUAUGAUUUCAUGGCCCUCGAUAGACCUUCAACUCCUACCAUUGAUCGUGGGAUAGCAUUACAUAAGAUGAUUAGACUUAUCACAAUGGGUUUAGGAGGAGAGGGCUAUCUUAAUUUCAUGGGAAAUGAGUUUGGACAUCCUGAAUGGAUAGAUUUUCCAAGAGGUCCGCAAAGACUUCCAAGUGGUAAGUUUAUUCCAGGGAAUAACAACAGUUAUGACAAAUGUCGUCGAAGAUUUGACCUGGGUGAUGCAGACUAUCUUAGGUAUCAUGGUAUGCAAGAGUUUGAUCAGGCAAUGCAACAUCUUGAGCAAAAAUAUGAAUUCAUGACAUCUGAUCACCAGUAUAUUUCCCGGAAACAUGAGGAGGAUAAGGUGAUUGUGUUCGAAAAGGGAGAUUUGGUAUUUGUGUUCAACUUCCACUGCAACAACAGCUAUUUUGACUACCGUAUUGGUUGUCGAAAGCCUGGGGUGUAUAAGGUGGUCUUGGACUCCGACGCUGGACUAUUUGGUGGAUUUAGCAGGAUCCAUCACGCAGCCGAGCACUUCACCGCCGACUGUUCGCAUGAUAAUAGGCCAUAUUCAUUCUCGGUUUAUACACCAAGCAGAACAUGUGUCGUCUAUGCUCCAGUGGAGUGAUAGCGGGGUACUCGUUGCUGCGCGGCAUGUGUGGGGCUGUCGAUGUGAGGAAAAACCUUCUUCCAAAACCGGCAGAUGCAUGCAUGCAUGCUACAAUAAGGUUCUGAUACUUUAAUCGAUGCUGGAAAGCCCAUGCAUCUCGCUGCGUUGUCCUCUCUAUAUAUUUAAGACCUUCAAGGUGUCAAUUAAACAUAGAGUUUUCGUUUUUCGCUUUCCUAA
Molecule: messenger RNA, 2707 nt
Organism: Zea mays
Lineage: Eukaryota; Viridiplantae; Streptophyta; Magnoliopsida; Poales; Poaceae
Product: amylose extender 1
Biological process (GO): glycogen biosynthetic process; starch metabolic process
Cellular component (GO): cytoplasm
Molecular function (GO): hydrolase activity, hydrolyzing O-glycosyl compounds; cation binding; 1,4-alpha-glucan branching enzyme activity
Source: RefSeq, marked validated